Molecule: messenger RNA, 408 nt
Organism: Maudiozyma barnettii
Lineage: Eukaryota; Fungi; Ascomycota; Saccharomycetes; Saccharomycetales; Saccharomycetaceae
Gene: SDH8
Product: Sdh8p
Exons: 1
Coding region: 1-408 (135 amino acids)
Biological process (GO): mitochondrial respiratory chain complex II assembly
Cellular component (GO): mitochondrion
Source: RefSeq, a predicted model, not a curated record
AUGUUACCAAUGAGCAAGAAUGCUGUUUUAAGGUCUGUUUCUUGUAGACCUUUAUCACAACUUAUUAAGUUUCAAAAUAUUAGAUUUUUAAAUACCGAUAGGAUACCAAGUCCUCCAAAACUUCCAAAGGAAGAGCAGUUAGAAUUUGAAAGAUUACAGAAGAUAGCAAAUUCCCAAGCAGCCAUUGAGGAUUAUAACUCUAAGAUAUCACAAGAUAGUACAAAAGAGAGUUUGAAUAGUACAAUAUUAACUCGUAAUGAUAUUGGCGCCUUUUCGCCUGAAUUCAAAAAGACGAUUCCUGAAUUUGAAGGAGAUACAAACCCCAAAACAGGUGAAGUAGGAGGACCCAAACAGGAUCCAUUGAGACAUGGUGAUUAUUCUUUUAAUGGGAGAGUCACUGAUUUCUGA